Molecule: messenger RNA, 5450 nt
Organism: Lemur catta (Ring-tailed lemur)
Lineage: Eukaryota; Metazoa; Chordata; Mammalia; Primates; Lemuridae
Gene: SLC13A5
Product: solute carrier family 13 member 5
Exons: 12
Coding region: 2375-3955 (526 amino acids)
Biological process (GO): monoatomic anion transmembrane transport; citrate transport
Cellular component (GO): membrane
Molecular function (GO): succinate transmembrane transporter activity; citrate transmembrane transporter activity; sodium:dicarboxylate symporter activity
Source: RefSeq, a predicted model, not a curated record
AAUUUGUAAAAUUUAAAGCAAAAAUGAUAAUGCCCUCAACUCUAUUAACAUUAAUAUUUUGAUAGACAUCUUUUCAGAAACCGAUCAAUUAAUCUCUUGUCUCACUCUGUAAAUGCUCUCUCUCUCUCUCUCUCUCACCCCCCCCCACAGAGUAUGUUUUGUCUACAGUUUUUCAUUAAGCAACAUGUUGGAGACACCCUUCCUUGUUAAUAAUUAUAUAAAUAAUGAGCCAUGGUUUUAUUUGGUUGUGAAUUUAUUUGCAUGUGUGUUCCGUUGUGCACAUAUAUUUAUUGAGCCCAUUAUGCCCUGUGCUGGGCACUGAUGAUUGAAAUCCCAUUGUUUGCAUGGAUCUCAGCUUUCGUCACUUCUCCAGCUGCUUUCUCAGCUAUAGGGAAGUGCUCUGAAGUAUGCACCAGAAACCGGGCCCCUGCCUGCAGGUAGAGCCCGUCUCAUUCCUCCCAGUUACCAGCCCCUCCCCAGACUUUUCUACUUUCCUUCUUCCUGCUCUGCCCUCUCCACUGACACCAGGAGAGAUUUCCAUCUAGGGAGGGCCACGUGCGUUGAUGGGUGUUAUUCAGGGACGAGCACCUCCUGGGCUUCCUAAUGGUGGUACGGAGGUGAGGGGCAGUUAGCCUUGUGCUGUCGCCUCUUUUCUAGUGGUUGUGUUUGGCCCCUCCAGGAACACGCAGUGAAAACUGGUUAGCGUGCCACCUACUGCUUCUAAGUUUAGAGGAUAAAAAGUUACGGAGGACUUUGUGUGCCAUAGGUUAAGAACGGGCACUCUCGAACCCUCCAUUCACAGAGGAGGACAUGAAACCAGAGGGAGAGGGGCCAGGAUUGGGAGUAGGAGGAGUAAUUUAUUAAUGACAUUGUUUGCAGUUGCUAUCACAUGAUGACAAUAAGAAGCAAACUGAUUUUUAGCUAGUAUUAUUGUUUUAAAAUUCUCUACCAUACGCCUCUUAUUGCCGGCCAUUAGAGGGGAUCCCCUCCCAGUGCCUGUCCCGUGGUACACCCUUGACACCAAAGCUUAGAGAAGUUAGUGACCGCUGAGGGGUGGGAUGACGGCAGACAGUGGACCCUGAUCAAGCCUGCCUGGUGUCUAAGCCCGGGCUUCCCACCACACUGCUGUUCUGCCUUUAGUUCAGUGGCUCUUAACCAGCAUGGAUCCUUUCUCCCCCCACCCCCACCACACAGCAGGGGACCUUUGGAAAAUCUGGAGACUUUUUUGUUGUUGUCACAUCUGGAGAGAGUCCUACUGGCAUCUCAUGGGUGGAGCCAGGGAUGCUGCUAAACCACCUAGAGGCACAGCAUGGCCCCCCAACAAAGAGUCAUUUAACAGACAGUGUCGAUGUGCUUAGCUUGAGAAAACUGCUUGAGACAGCAGGGAGGUGCCCCGGGUUGCUCACGGGAUGCUGAAGAAAGAUUUAUUUCUUGUGGCCCAUAACACAACCCAGACAAGGAAUUUCUAAGUCUUUCUGCAACGUUUUGUGUAUACGGUACGUUCUCUUUUGGGCGAUGAUGAACAGUUGAGAGCGUAGAGGUACGUAUUUCUUCAGCAGCCUUGUCAAAGCUCCACUCAGAUGAAUACUGUUGAUUCCUUUAAUAAGCAUUUGCCGAAAUCUCCUAAGUGUUAGGCCUGUUCUGAAAGCUGAGGACGGAGUGAAUCUACAAAUACAGCAGCUCCUUGAAUAACUCGUUUCAUUCGAUAUUGUUUCAUUAUAAUGUUGAUGAGAACAAUCAAUUCUCAGCCAACGUCUGUGUGGAGUUUGCCUGUUUUCCCACGUGUGCGUCCCAUGAUGGGGUGGCAGUGUGGCCAGGGCAGGUUCCCACCUGGUGCCCUAAACUUCCAAGAUAGGCUCUGGCCACUUGAGACCCUGAACUGGAAUAAGUAGGUAAAUAAUUAUCUUGCUUGUUUUUAUUCAUCUUUCUUCAAUGUAUGUAUCACUCACAUUCAUUUUCAUGUGUAAUAUUGGAAGUGUUUUAGUCUUGUUUGGAAGUUUGGUGACGUGUUUGUGACCAGAAAUAUGCCGUAGGAACUUAACUCUUGUUUAUGUCAAUUAGCCUGUGGCUAAAUUGGUUUUGUGAUACAUCAUUUCAUGCAUAAGUUACAGUUUCCAAGGACCUGUCUAUAGUGUUGAGUGAGAACUUACUGUACUAUUUGUGCCCUCGUGGUGGUGGUGGGGAGACAGGAAACAGUGACAAUCCCAUGUGCUAAUAAUUGCUGGGGGGAACCGCUGGGGUUCUCAGAGGAAGGACACAAACCAGAGCAUGGAGGGGCCAGGGGAGGCAUCCAAGAAGGAACUCUGAGCUGAACUUUGAGUGCUCACCCCAGGCCCAGGAGCAGUUUGUCAGGUGUGCCUACGUCAUCAUCCUCAUGGCCAUUUACUGGUGCACAGAAGUCAUCCCUCUGGCUGUCACCUCCCUCAUGCCUGUCUUGCUUUUCCCACUCUUCCAGAUCCUGGACUCCAAAGAGGUGUGCGUCCAGUACAUGAAGGACACCAACAUGCUGUUCCUGGGUGGCCUCAUGGUGGCUGUGGCUGUGGAGCACUGGAACCUGCACAAGAGGAUCGCCCUGCGGACGCUCCUCUGGGUGGGGGCCAAGCCUGCACAGCUGAUGCUGGGCUUCAUGGGCGUCACGGCCUUCCUGUCCAUGUGGAUCAGCAACACGGCCACCACAGCCAUGAUGGUGCCCAUCGUGGAGGCCAUGCUGCAGCAGAUGGAAGCCACCAGCACAGCCACCGAGGCCGGCCUGGGGGCACUGGAGCUGGUGGAAAAGGGCAAGGCCAGCGAGUUGCCAGGGAACCAGGUGAUUUUUGAAGGUCCCGUCUUGGGGCGGCAGGAAGACCGCGACAGGAAGAACAUAUGCAAGGCCAUGACCCUGUGUGUGUGCUAUGCCGCCAGCAUAGGGGGUACAGCCACCCUGACCGGGACGGGACCCAACGUGGUGCUCCUGGGCCAGAUGAGCGAGUUGUUUCCUCACAGUAAAGACCUCGUGAACUUCGCCUCUUGGUUCGGGUUUGCCUUCCCCAACAUGCUGAUCAUGCUGCUGCUCGCCUGGCUGUGGCUCCAGUGCGUUUAUAUGAGAUUCAAUUUUAAAAAAUCCUGGGGCUGCAAGUCGGAGCAGGGCAAUGAGAAGGCUGCCUACGAGGUGCUCCAAGAGGAGUACAGGAAGCUGGGGCCCUUCUCCUUCGCGGAGAUCAACGUCCUGAUCUGCUUCCUCCUGCUGGUCAUCCUGUGGUUCUCCCGAGACCCUGGCUUCAUGCCCGGCUGGCUGUCUGUCGCCUGGGUGGAGGGCGAGACAAAGUACGUCUCUGAUGCCACUGUGGCCAUCUUUGUGGCCACUUUGCUAUUCAUUGUGCCUUCCCAGAAGCCCAAGUUCAACUUCUGCAGCCAGACUGAGGAAGAAAGGAAAACUCCAUUUUAUCCCCCUGCACUGCUGAAUUGGAAGGUGACCCAGGAGAAAGUGCCCUGGGGCAUUGUGCUGCUACUAGGGGGUGGAUUUGCUGUGGCUAAAGGAUGUGAGGCCUCGGGGCUGUCUGAGUGGAUGGGGAAGCAGAUGGAGCCCUUGCAUGCCGUGUCCCCGGCAGCCAUCACCAUCAUCUUGUCCUUGCUCGUUGCUGUGUUCACUGAGUGCACAAGCAACGUGGCCACCACCACCCUGUUCCUGCCCAUCUUUGCCUCCAUGUCCCGAUCCAUUGGCCUCAACCCGCUGUACGUCAUGCUGCCCUGUACCCUGAGUGCAUCCUUUGCCUUCAUGUUGCCCGUGGCCACCCCACCGAAUGCCAUCGUGUUCACCUACGGACACCUCAAGGUUGCUGACAUGGUGAAAACAGGAUUCGUGAUGAACAUAAUUGGAGUUUUCUGUGUGUUUCUGGCCGUCAACACCUGGGGACGGAUCCUAUUUGACUUGGAUCAUUUCCCUGACUGGGCUAACGUGACACACACUGAGACUUAGGAAGAGCCACAAGACCACGCACACAGCCCCGCCCCCCUGAGGACUACCGAACCUUCCGGCACACCUUGCACAGAGUUUUGGGGAAUCACACCCCAAAGUGACUCGAUGAGGCCCACACCCCACCAAGACCCAGCCAGUGGGCCACCUCUUUUCUUCCUGCAGGCCCGGACACAGAGAUGGAGAUGGGCGGCCGGAGGGCAGGCUCAGAACUGAAGGGAGCCCUGCAAGAGACUGCUGGUCCCCAUCUUUUCCGGGGCACUGCCAUCUUCUCUGGGACGGCGGGCAGCAGCGGGGCUGGGACACAGCUCCUGUACUCACUCAGCCUCGAGCAGCCGCCAUGCUGGCCUCACACUGGGCUCUGGUUUUCAUUUGCUUAGUCCUGGGUAGUUUAAAUGGGAAUCAGAGCCCCAGGUUGGAAGCUGAGAAAACAAGCUACCACUGCCUGUGCCUCUUUGGGCUCCCCUUGGGCCGCUUAAGAUCAUCUCUGUCACUCUGAAGGGGACACCCCAGCCAGGGGCAGGAUGCUGGCCUUGGGCAGCUCCCACCGCUGCAGUGAGAGUGGGAAUCGGAGCCUCCUGGGGACUCUCAGAACUCCUUGUGCGACCACCACGAAAGGAUGAGGGGUUUGAGUUGCUAACUUCAAGAUGACACGUGGCUUCCCUCCCACAGCGCACCGCUGGCAAGCCUGCUCCCCUCCUCGCCUGCUCCAUUCUGACUGACAGUUCGGACCCCUGUCCCAGCUCUCCAGUGAGCUUCCUUCAACUCCUAGCUUCCCCGUGCCUGGGCCAGCAUCUGCUGAGAUGCCCUGGCUGGGGCCCUCCGGCCUCCCCCUUCUCUCAGGGCAGGUUGGUGUGGCUCUUCCCUGCCUCCCUACACGGCUGGGGUCACACUCCAAGUAUGGGCGGUGAUGGCACUUUGGGGGCCACAGUGGGGUUUCUAGGUCCUCCUUUACCUCUCGGCCCAGGGUGGACAGCUGCUGAGGUCUGAUAGCUGAGUCACUUCAGAGUUUGUUUGUCACAUCAGAGCUUGAGCUUCUCUGGGGGAACCCCCCCUUUGUGACUGGCCUUUAUAGCCAGGCCUGGUGGUGACAGAGCAUCGCUGAGAAUGAGCAGUGCCCGGUGCUCCCUGAGCAGACAGGCCCUGUCUGUGAGUGAUCCGCCUGAAGUUACUGCGGCAGAGACCCCAGAGUGGGGCAAUGACUCUGGAGUGGCCGUGGGAACCCUCAGAACUCUCUGUGGGAGAGACGUGAGAAACAACCACCCUCUUGCCCCCAACCCCAUUUGCCUUCCUUCUGGUGCUGCUCUGGAAGAGAGGCAGUAGCAGACGGAUGAGGCCCUUGGGUGGCAUUUUUCAGGGCAGGAGGAAGUAUGGGAACCUAAGGAAACCCCAUCGAGGACCAAGUGUCCAUCUGGUUCCUUGGGUGGAAUAAUUCCUGACCACACUGUGGAGAUCAUGCCCCCAUUAAAUGCUCCGUCUCCCAUGGAAAGUUCCACUG